This is a messenger RNA of Effrenium voratum, 1026 nucleotides long. The record is from the annotation of a GenBank genome assembly. NCBI's taxonomy places the organism in Eukaryota, Dinophyceae, Suessiales, Symbiodiniaceae.
AUGUAUUCCUGCAGCAGUGGAAGGCCAUUCCCGUGUCCCCCACCGCAGAGUUCAGGAUGCGACCUCUUCCACAUGAGCAAGCUUCUCCUCGAAAGGCCGGAUUUGGUGGUGUCUUGCCCCUCUGCCUUCAUCGAUCAAGCGGUGUACUACUACGUCAACACCGCUGCGGAGCCAGCUGCCCGGAUAUACGCCAAAGCCUUCAUGAGCGGUUUCGUCAAUAUCGGAGGCCUUGCCAGUUUGCUGGUGGAGCUGACGUCCCAAGUGAUGUUUCAUGGAAGCGCUGCGGGCGUUUUGAUCGCCAGCUUGGUCACGAAUCCAACGCCCGUCAACCUGGACAAUGCCAUCGACGCGCUCAUGGAAAGCGGCAAGCCGGCGAGCCCCUACAGCCUGAAAGCUUUCUGGCAGUGGCUCACGGGGAAGAAGAAGAUCGCAUACUUGAGCCUGAGCGGCCAGCCGCAUCAACGCUUCCGGCCUCCUAUGGCGAAGCUGGUUUGCGUCAAGAAUGACACUGCCACCAGCGAGUCUGAGCUCCCGGCCUUCGUGGGCUUCAACUCCAAUGGAACCAUGGUCCCCGUCACGGCCCGGCGCCUGGCGUUGCUUCUCAUGGCCCUGGCCUCCGGGAAGUUCGAGUUCCUGGAUCGGUUUCUACCGAGGCUGGCUGCCUUCGAGCACAAGGUCUUGGUCUUUGCCCAGAUGACCAGCUCCCUGGAUCUUUUGGAAAAGCUGGUUCAGCGGCAGGGUCUGCGCUACACUCGAAUCGACGGCUCCAAGACUAUGAGGCAGCGGGCACAAGCUAUUGCAAGCUUCACGCAGGAGGCAGUGCCUGUGAUGCUGCUCACCACACGCGCUGGUGGUUUGGGGCUGAACCUCCAAGCAGCCGACACUGUCAUCCUCUUUGACAGCGACUGGAAUCCCCAGGCGGAUCUUCAGGCAUCCGACCGUGCACAUCGCAUCGGCCAGACAAGGCCUUGGUCCUGCCCGCACUGUGAGUCACUGAGCCCAGGGUGUGUGCGUCUGCGUGCAUGA